Molecule: messenger RNA, 2685 nt
Organism: Musca domestica (house fly)
Lineage: Eukaryota; Metazoa; Arthropoda; Insecta; Diptera; Muscidae
Exons: 7
Coding region: 139-2589 (816 amino acids)
Biological process (GO): G protein-coupled receptor internalization; signal transduction
Cellular component (GO): cytoplasm
Molecular function (GO): G protein-coupled receptor binding
Source: RefSeq, a predicted model, not a curated record
UGCAAGUGCUUCUGCUAUCGCAAAUCGCCUUUCAAAUACAUCAAUCAUCAUUGUUGGUCGCCUAAGUACUGUAAAUCUUCAACAAAUUAUUCUUUUGUCCCGUUCGAGCCACGAAGGCAGAAGCAUCCCAUCGCCAACAUGACUGAGAAUAAAGAUAAACUUGGUGACAAGGACAAAGAGAAGAAGGACGAAGUCGAAUUGUCGAAAGACCAUGCCAAGGAUAAGGAUCACCAAACGCAGGCAGUAACAAAGGAUUCGCAUCACACCAACCAGUUGCACCCACCACCGACACUGGGUGCCCAACAACAGCCCUCGGCAGACCGAUCGUCAUCGUCACACAAAGAUGAAUUCGGCACACAGCGUGUCUACAAGAAGACCUCACCGAAUUGCGUGCUCACCUUGUAUUUGCCGUCACGUGAGAUAACCUUAUCUGGCAACACGCCAUCCAUUUUGCGUGGCAUUGUUUAUGUGGACCCGAAAGCCAUUCAAGGAUAUCGUGUCUAUGCCCAAUUGACGCUGACAUUUCGUUAUGGCCGCGAGGAUGAAGAAGUCAUGGGUUUGCGUUUUUGCAAUGAAGCCAUUAUGUCACUGCAUCAAAUAUGGCCACGAAAUGAGGAACCAGCCAGGGAUACAUUAAGUCCAUUGCAGGAAGCCUUAUUGAAACGUUUGGGCGAUGGUGCCCAUCCCUUUACCCUGACGUUAACCGCCCAGGCACCACCCAGUGUACAAUUAGUGCCGGCAAAACGUUACUAUGGAGCACCCAUCGGCACCAGUUAUGAUGUGCGCUGUUUUAUUGCCGAUAAAACUGAUGAAAAAUUCCAUCGUCGUGCUUCCGUCAAAAUGGGUGUUCGUGUCAUUUACCGCACCGAUGUUUUCAAUCAUGGCAUUCAUGGUCCGGAAAAUUUUGCCGCUCUCUUCAAUAAUCCCGUUUCCUCGCCACCCGUUACAUUGGCCUGCACCCAGACCACGGCUGUGGCUUCAUCUGCAGCCAACACCCACACAUCGGCGGCAUCGAUGGCAUCAUCUCAUCACUCAAAUUCAGCGGAAGCAACAGCACAUUCUCAUCACGAUUCGUCAACUGCUUCGUCCGCAACGGUAGCACCCUCAUCCUCGUCCGGUGUAAAUGAAACUCGUUCAUCGUGUGGCGGCAAAAGCCGCAAGUCGGAACGUGGUGACUCUUUUCCGAAAUUACGUUUAUCGCCGAAAUCCUUUCGUUUCAGCAGCCGUUUUGGCCGCAGUAAAAGUGAAGUGGAAAAAUGUCCCAGUGAUCCGUUUUACAAUUAUAGUAAAUCAUUUCAGGAGUAUGACAGUGUGGCUGGUGUCACCGCCUGCGGUGGUGGCGGUGGGCCACAAGGUGCCGUGGAUAAACCCUUCCUACUGCAAGAUGGCCGUGUCGGAUUACGUGCGAGUUUGGAUAAGGCCUGGUACACCCAUGGCGAAGAUGUUUGUGUAACCAUAAAUAUACGCAACGAUAGCAGGAAGACAGUACGAAAAGUUCGGGUCUGUGCCAUUCAGCAUGUCGACGUGUGUAUGUUUAACAAUGGAAAAUUCAAAAAUGUCGUUGCUGAUUCGGAUACCCAAUCACCACCACCCAUAGAUCGUACCGUACCACCUGGUAGCACACUGAACACCACAGUCACCCUCAAACCCCAGCGUGGACCCACCAAAAACUGGAUAGCCUUGGAGGAUACGUUACAAAGAAGCACUGAACCCGAUGAAAUCACCGGAGCCAUAGCAGCCUCGGCUGUGCGCACACCACACUUUCUAAUGCAGGCCAAUCAUUCGCCCAAUUAUUGCUCCAGUCCGGCCGUCUUUGUGCCACCUCUGCCCACAUCAGCCACGAGUAGUUCAAAUCCUGCCACUAACGAUGAACGUAAUGUCUUUGCCAUCUAUGUUUCCUAUUAUGUCAAGGUGAAGUUGACACUCUCCGGCAUGGGUGGGGAGCUGUCACUGAAGCUGCCCUUUGUUCUGGUGCACAUUGAUGAGGAACAGCGGCAUUUGAGUGAAAUGCAAAUGGAAAAGUUGGCCUUGGAUGAUGUGCCGGCUGGCAAGAAAAAUGGUGGCAAGACAAAGCCUCCUCCUUCGCCCAACAAAAUUGAGAACAGCCAAGAGUUUACCGUUAGCCACAGCCUGGAUCGCAUAGAGUCGGUAGAUGAUGAAAACAUUCACAUUAAGGUGUCACAUGUCAACAGUGCCGGCAGCAAUGCCAGUGCUCUAAUGCCUUGUCCCGAAGAUGAACAACCCUCCACGAGUGCGGCCAGCAAUCGUAGACGCCAAUUGAUUCGUAGUGAAACCAUUGCCAAAGAUUUGGAUGAAGAUCCAAUGACAGCAACGGCAGCGUCUGCAGCCGAAAUGUCCGGCGAGCAUGUGGUGCAUGUUGCCCAAAUCCAUAGUGCCAAUAAUUUGCCAAAAUUCGAAGAGACUGGCGCGGACAAGGAUCACCUUGAAAUGGAACACAAGAGUGUAUCGGCUCAGGUUUCGCAUGAGUUGAGCAUUAAUCAGAUACAGGAAUGCGUCGCAUCAACUGAACCGAAAAGCGCCAGCAGCGGCAAUGAAGCAGCGACGACAACAGCUUCCAAUGGAGUGUGAUUUCGAUUAUUACGUCAAAUUUUUCAGAAAAAGAAAAAUGGUUAAAUGGCUUUAAAUAGGCUAACAAUGUGAUGGCGGGGAGGAGGUGCAAAAGAG